Dicrocoelium dendriticum is the source of this 7742-nucleotide messenger RNA. NCBI's taxonomy places the organism in Eukaryota, Metazoa, Platyhelminthes, Trematoda, Plagiorchiida, Dicrocoeliidae. The record is from the annotation of a GenBank genome assembly.
CCAUUUCGACCCCAAAGCUCCACUCAGCGUUGCAGUCGAUGCAUCGGACACCGCCAUUGGCGCCGUCCUGCAGCAAUUCACUGAGGGAUGCUGGAAACCACUCGCUUUCUACUCCCGACGCUUACAACCGGCAGAAGUCAAGUACAGCACGUUCAGCCGCGAACUGCUGGCAGUUUAUUCUACCGUCCGACAUUUCAGGCACGUCUUAGAAGGUAAUUCGUUCGUUAUCUUCACCGACCAUAAGCCGCUUAUUUACGCCUUUCGAAAUCAAUCAGCUCGACACUCACCACGUGAGGUUCGUCAGCUGGAUUUCGUGGCUCAAUUUUCUACUGACCUCCGACACAUUUCAGGUCAGAAUAACGUCGUUGCUGACGCUCUUUCGCGCGUCUCCGCAAUCCACACCGCUGGCCAGGCAAUCGACUUAUCUGCCAUGGCUACCGCGCAACUAACCGACACUGACUGUCAGAACGUCAAACAAGAUUCUUCGCUACGAAUCACAUCGCAUCCACUGCCGUCAUCUGAUGGCACAAUCUUGUGCGAUACUUCUACUGGACGACCUCGACCCGUCGUUCCAGAAACCUUUCGACGUCUAGUUUUCGACACACUUCAUAACAUCGCUCAUCCAGGCAUCCGAGCCACGAUCAAGCUCAUAUCCGAGAGAUACGUUUGGCUCGGAAUGCAACGCGAUCUUAAGCGCUGGGCACGCGGUUGUCUAACGUGUCAGCAGGCCAAGAUACAGCGGCACGUGUCCGCUCCGCUUGGUCGUUUUCCGCAAGUCUCAGCUCGCUUCGCCCAUGUCCAUCUCGACAUAGUUGGACCCUUGGCACCAUCCAGAGGAAUGGUCUACAUUCUGACCAUGAUCGACCGAUACACCCGUUGGCCCGAGGCCGUACCUAUACCCGACGUAUCCGCGGACACCGUAACGCGCGCUUUCGUUGAGCGCUGGGUCGCUUCACAUGGCUGUCCAGCCACCGUGACUACCGACCGCGGUCCGCAGUUCGAAUCCUCGACCUUCAACGAUCUUCUCAAAGUCCUCGGAUGUCAACGCAUCCGGACUACCGCCUAUCACCCGCAAUCCAACGGCAUGGUGGAACGUUUCCACCGACAGCUGAAGGCCUCACUUAGUGCCGCUAAUGCACUAAGCUGGACCGAAGCACUGCCUAUGAUACUACUUGGUAUCCGAUCAGCUCUUAAAGCUGAUUUGCACACGUCCAGCGCCGAACUGGUAUAUGGACAACCUCUUCGACUACCUGGGGACUUCUUUUCUGGAAACCCCAGAACACCCCGCUACGACGCGAAUUACGCUCGGCAGUUAGCCACGAGCAUGCGCCAUAUCAAAGUAACCGACGUGCGAGAACAACGACGUAAAUCGUUCGUUCCACAAGAUCUACUGCAUUGCGCUUACGUUUUCCUUCGAGUCGAUGGUCUACGCAGACCACUCGAACGACCCUACGAAGGUCCAUUUAAGGUUCUUAAACGUAAGGACCGCGUAUUCGUUAUCGACCGCCACGGUAAACGUGAAACUGUCUCUAUCGACCGUCUCAAGGUUGCCCAUGUGGAACCUGAGAUCGACGAUGACUCCCGUCCACCUUCGGACGAGUCAACGCAGCCUAUGAUCGACGACACGCCUACUUCCGAUGCUACGAAGCAUUCUCCGACUAACCCUUCCGACUCAGUUCCUUCCGAUUCUAUCGAGCCGAAAGCUUCCUCAUCCGACAAAACUGCUGGAUCGACAACGCCUCCGACCGAACGUCCGAAAUCGACUAGGUCAGGUAGGCGGGUUCAUUGGCCAGCGCGAUUAAAAGAUUAGUCUUCUUUUCAUUCUUCCUUUCCCGCUUCCUUUUUGCUUGUGGCCUAACCCGCCCAACAAAACGGCAGUUUUGAAAACCCAAAAAUUUGCAAAGCGUUUUGAAAACCCCAAAAACCGCAAAAACGUUUUGAAAACCUAAAAAGGAGAAAAUCGUUUUGAAAACACAAAAUGGUUCUCGCUUUAUUCGCUUAUCGCACUCGGUAAGUGCUAUCGCCUUUUGUUAGCUCUGUCGCUCGCACCUGUUUGACACUCCGCGUUUCCGCUUCUUUUUCAUAUCCCCGACACGCGGACGUUCAACGACAAUCGAACGUUACGUUUUCGGACACUACGUGCUCAAACAUCAUGUGCUGUGACACUACGCACUCGAACGCUACGAACAUUUCCCCCCAUUUUGUGUUUUUGGCACCUGUAGGGAGGACACGGGUGGGAGCCCCCUAGCGUCCGAUCGCAUUGGUUCUCCCCCAGCAGCUGCAUCAGGUUUCACCGCCUGGUCUCGCAGAAGGCUGGCCGGCGACGGACAGUCCUCACGUAGAUCGAAGGGUCACCUACGGUUCCCUUCUAAGAGGGGGCUGUGUAGUGACCUGGAGAUUCCCCUGUUUGGCUGCCGCAUGCUGCGUAAAAUAUUACAAAAUCACAAAAUUAUAUUUUCUCGAUGUACAUAGCAAAUUAGCCGCUCGCCUGUUUGAACGUUGCUCGCGUUUGUUUGAGUCAACAUAGCAUCCGCCUUCGAACGGCGCGACGCUCAUCGGCUCCGCGGCCAUCUUUGCUCUCCGCGCACGCGACCACACCUUUCCCCUAGCUAGCUAUCUUCCGGUGCCUUAUUUUUAGCACUAGAUAGCGUUUCGCCCCACUUAAUAAAUUUUUCCUAGCGUUACUUUUGGUGUUCUCCACUCAUCGGAGGUUGGCCUUAUAUUCGCGUAUUGGUUCUAAAGCGUACCGAUCCUGCUUCUCGCUUUAUUGGUGACCCCGACUUUUGGUCAUUAUCCGGUGAGUUUUCGCUAACCUUUCUUUUCAGAUUUGGCCACAUUUUUUCGCUAACCCGUCUGAUUUUCACUUUUCAUUUUCCGGUUUAAUCUCGCUGGCUCGCUAUUUUGCUCGCUAUGGAAACUGAUCGCGUAGAUUCUGACGUUCAGAUCGGCACAGUUACGCUUCCUAUCGCACCUUUUCGCGAGACUAAUCCUAAGUCUUGGUUUGGUCAGCUAGAGUCGCAAUUUUCUUUGCGUGGUAUUAGGUCCGAAAAGACCAAGUUCCACCUUGUCGUUUCCGCGCUUCCGCUAAAUGUCAUCGAUGACAUUGAUGACAUUCUAGAUCUUCCUGACGACCAAAAGACUUACGAUGCAGUCAAGACAGCUGUUCUGAGAAGAACAGGCUUAUCCGAUCGACAACGAGUUACGAAACUCCUCAACGAAACCGAUCUUGGCGAUCUUAAGCCGUCUCAGCUGCUUCGAAAAAUGCAGAGCCUAGCUAAACCCACUUCGAUAGAUGAUUCUUUUCUUCGGGAAAUGUGGUUGCAACGACUUCCGCGCGAGAUGCUACACAUCCUCUGCGCUAGUGAGGAUGCACCUUUAUCCAAACUGGCCGAUACAGCCGACCGAAUUUGGGAGUCGUACGGCCAGGUUUCGCAGGUCCAGACGAAACCGGACGACGAUAUCGCCACGCUUAAAUCCCAGAUGGCAACAUUGACUCGACAAUUCGCAGACUUUUCGGCCUCCGGACAUAACCGCUGUAAAUGCUCUAGGAGCCGUUCGCGUUCACGUUCGAACUCUCCUUCGCGAUCACCGAAUAGAAACGGUUACUGCUGGUACCACGAACGAUUCGGCCAGCAAGCUAAAUCAUGUCGCCCGCCCUGUUCCUUCAAACGACAGCAGCAGGGAAACGGGCGGACCAGCACGUAGGGGCGACGGACGUAGCUGGUCAACGCAGUCGCCUUUUCUUCGUCACCGAUCGUAGAACCGGAGUUCGCUAUCUCGUCGAUACUGGCGCAGAAGUCAGCGUUCUCCCGCGUGAUCCAAACGACCCGACCGAAAAGGUGACUAGCUCAUUGCGCGCAGCUAACGGGACCAUUAUCCGCGUAUAUGGUCAACGCUCGCGCACGCUAAAUCUCAGCCUCCGACGCGCUUUCAAAUGGAUAUUCCUCGUUGCGGAUGUUCAAACGCCUAUCCUUGGUCUCGACUUCUUACGUCAUUACGACCUACUCGUCGACGUUAAGCGACACCGUCUAGUCGACCGCCUUACGAAUCUCGCAGUCAUUGGGACUUUGACCGACACCGCGUCAAUCAGUCCCGUGUACGCGACUCAACUUAGUUCACCCGUCGGGCAAACGCUGCUCGAUAGUUUUCCGCAGGCCUUCCGUCCUGCCGUCCCGUUGCCUUCCGCAACCGACGCCGCGACACAUCACAUCGUUACGAAAGGUCCGCCUGUGUUCGCAAAAGCCAGGCGCAUGACCCCCGACAAGCUCAAAAUUGCACGCUCCGAAUUCGAGCACAUGCUAGACUUAGGCAUUAUUCGCCCGUCUAAGAGCCCGUGGGCGUCGCCUCUACACAUGGUGCCUAAAAAGUCAGGAGACUGGCGUCCAUGUGGCGACUAUCGCGCUCUCAAUAACGCUACCGUCCCCGACCGCUAUCCGAUUCCGCACAUUCAGGACAUCACGGCUAGCCUACGUGGCGCCCGUGUGUUCUCGAAGAUCGAUCUGGUUCGCGCUUACCACCAGAUCCCUGUAGCCGAGGAUGACAUUCCGAAAACCGCAGUCAUCACGCCUUUCGGACUUUUCGAAUUCUUGCGAAUGCCCUUCGGUCUUCGCAACGCAGCUCAGACUUUUCAACGCUUCAUAGACUCUGUCACGAGAGGUCUCGACUUUGUUUAUCCUUAUAUAGACGACAUCUUAGUAGCUAGUUCUUCCGAAGAACAGCACGCGGAGCACCUCAAGAUGCUUUUCGAGAGGUUAGCCUCUAAUAGCAUUACUGUCAACGCUGACAAAUGCAUCUUUCAGCAACCAUCUAUCGAAUUUCUUGGUCAUCGAAUUGACCAGCAUGGCAUACGGCCGCUCGAAGACCGAGUCAGCGCUAUUAAGGACUUUCCCGUUCCGACUACUUUGGCCGCCAUCCGCCGUUUUAGUGGGAUGAUCAACUACUACCGUCGAUUUCUGCCACGUUGUGCCGACUUGCUCAGUCCAUUGACCGACUUACUUCGUGGACGCAAGAACGGCAACGUCGAGUUGACGCCCGCUGCAACCGAAGCCUUCAAGGCCUGCAAAGAGGCCUUGGCUGAAGCCGUUAUGCUUCACCAUUUCGACCCCAAAGCUCCACUCAGCGUUGCAGUCGAUGCAUCGGACACCGCCAUUGGCGCCGUCCUGCAGCAAUUCACUGAGGGAUGCUGGAAACCACUCGCUUUCUACUCCCGACGCUUACAACCGGCAGAAGUCAAGUACAGCACGUUCAGCCGCGAACUGCUGGCAGUUUAUUCUACCGUCCGACAUUUCAGGCACGUCUUAGAAGGUAAUUCGUUCGUUAUCUUCACCGAUCAUAAGCCGCUUAUUUACGCCUUUCGAAAUCAAUCAGCUCGACACUCACCACGUGAGGUUCGUCAGCUGGAUUUCGUGGCUCAAUUUUCUACUGACCUCCGACACAUUUCAGGUCAGAAUAACGUCGUUGCUGACGCUCUUUCGCGCGUCUCCGCAAUCCACACCGCUGGCCAGGCAAUCGACUUAUCUGCCAUGGCUACCGCGCAACUAACCGACACUGACUGUCAGAACGUCAAACAAGAUUCUUCGCUACGAAUCACAUCGCAUCCACUGCCGUCAUCUGAUGGCACAAUCUUGUGCGAUACUUCUACUGGACGACCUCGACCCGUCGUUCCAGAAACCUUUCGACGUCUAGUUUUCGACACACUUCAUAACAUCGCUCAUCCAGGCAUCCGAGCCACGAUCAAGCUCAUAUCCGAGAGAUACGUUUGGCUCGGAAUGCAACGCGAUCUUAAGCGCUGGGCACGCGGUUGUCUAACGUGUCAGCAGGCCAAGAUACAGCGGCACGUGUCCGCUCCGCUUGGUCGUUUUCCGCAAGUCUCAGCUCGCUUCGCCCAUGUCCAUCUCGACAUAGUUGGACCCUUGGCACCAUCCAGAGGAAUGGUCUACAUUCUGACCAUGAUCGACCGAUACACCCGUUGGCCCGAGGCCGUACCUAUACCCGACGUAUCCGCGGACACCGUAACGCGCGCUUUCGUUGAGCGCUGGGUCGCUUCACAUGGCUGUCCAGCCACCGUGACUACCGACCGCGGUCCGCAGUUCGAAUCCUCGACCUUCAACGAUCUUCUCAAAGUCCUCGGAUGUCAACGCAUCCGGACUACCGCCUAUCACCCGCAAUCCAACGGCAUGGUGGAACGUUUCCACCGACAGCUGAAGGCCUCACUUAGUGCCGCUAAUGCACUAAGCUGGACCGAAGCACUGCCUAUGAUACUACUUGGUAUCCGAUCAGCUCUUAAAGCUGAUUUGCACACGUCCAGCGCCGAACUGGUAUAUGGACAACCUCUUCGACUACCUGGGGACUUCUUUUCUGAAAACCCCAGAACACCCCGCUACGACGCGAAUUACGCUCGGCAGUUAGCCACGAGCAUGCGCCAUAUCAAAGUAACCGACGUGCGAGAACAACGACGUAAAUCGUUCGUUCCACAAGAUCUACUGCAUUGCGCUUACGUUUUCCUUCGAGUCGAUGGUCUACGCAGACCACUCGAACGACCCUACGAAGGUCCAUUUAAGGUUCUUAAACGUAAGGACCGCGUAUUCGUUAUCGACCGCCACGGUAAACGUGAAACUGUCUCUAUCGACCGUCUCAAGGUUGCCCAUGUGGAACCUGAGAUCGACGAUGACUCCCGUCCACCUUCGGACGAGUCAACGCAGCCUAUGAUCGACGACACGCCUACUUCCGAUGCUACGAAGCAUUCUCCGACUAACCCUUCCGACUCAGUUCCUUCCGAUUCUAUCGAGCCGAAAGCUUCCUCAUCCGACAAAACUGAUGGAUCGACAACGCCUCCGACCGAACGUCCGAAAUCGACUAGGUCAGAUAGGUGGGUUCAUUGGCCAGCGCGAUUAAAAGAUUAGUCUUCAUUUCAUUCUUCCUUUCCCGCUUCCUUUUGCUUGUGGCCUAACCCGCCCAACAAACGGCAGUUUUGAAAACCCCAAAAACUGCAAAAACCUUUUGAAAACCUAAAAAAGAGAAAAUCGUUUUGAAAAUACAAAAUGGUUCUCGCUUUAUUCGCUUAUCGCACUCGGUAAGUGCUAUCGCCUUUUGUUAGCUCUGUCGCUCGCACCUGUUUGACACUCCGCGUUUCCGCCUCUUUUUCAUAUCCUCGACACGCGGACGUUCAACCACAAUCGAACGUUACGUUUCCGGACACUACGUGCUCAAACAUCGUGUGCUGUGACACUACGCACUCGAACGCUACGAACAUUCCCCCAUUUUGUGUUUUUGGCACCUGUAGGGAGGACACGGGUGGGAGCCCCCUAGCGUCCGAUCGCAUUGGUUCUCCCCCAGCAGCUGCAGCAGGUUUCACCGCCUGGUCUCGCAGAAGGCUGGCCGGCGACGGACAGUCCUCACGUAGAUCGAAGGGUCACCUACGGUUCCCUUCUAAGACGGGGGCUGUGUAGUGACCUGGAGAUACCCCUGUUUGGCUGCCGCAUGCUGCAUAAAAUAUUACAAAAUCACAAAAUGAUAUUUUCUCGAUGUACAUAGCAAAAUAGCCGCUCGCCUGUUUGAACGUUGCUCGCGUUUGUUUGAGUCAACAUAGCACCCGCCUUCGAACGGCGCGACGCUCAUCGGCUCCGCGGCCAUCUUUGCUCUCCGCGCACGCGACCACAACUUUCCCUUAGCUAGCUAUCUUCCGGUGCCUUAUUUUUAGCACUAGAUGGCGUUUAGCCUCAUUAAUAAAUUUUUCCUAGCGU